Messenger RNA from Neoarius graeffei (lesser salmon catfish), 2592 nucleotides. RefSeq names its product CXADR-like membrane protein (gene clmpa). Lineage: Eukaryota; Metazoa; Chordata; Actinopteri; Siluriformes; Ariidae. The record is from RefSeq and is a predicted model, not a curated record. Gene Ontology annotation, cellular component: cytoplasmic microtubule; cell surface; membrane. Bases 205 to 1368 code for a protein of 387 amino acids. The transcript is spliced from 7 exons.
UUCAGCGCACCGGAACUUCCCCGGUUUGGGCUGCUGCGCGGCGGAGAGGAGGAUGCGCACAAGACGCAGCGGCGGUUCCCGAAGUCUUGCGCUUGCACAGACCGACCUCUGAUCCGGCUUUUUCUUUUUGUUCUUUUUUCCCCUGAAUGACCCGGGCUCGUCCUGUGCGCGCCACUGCAUCAGGGUUUGUCCGGGACCCUCGCGAUGUCCGCUCCCCAGGGGCCCCUGAUGCUGCUGCUGGUGCUGGGUGUAUUGCGUGCGAGUGGGCAGACGGAGAUGAAGCGAGUGGUGGGCGAUAACGCCACGCUGCCUUGUCACCAUCAGCUCUGGCAUGCCGACACCUCACUGCUGGACAUCGAGUGGCUGCUGGUGAAACCCAACGCCAAGCAGAAAGCGAUCAUCACCUACUUUGCAGGGCGGAUCUACGACCCAAGUGAGGGCGAGGCAGGCAGGUUGACGCUGGCGGGGGAUUAUCUGAAAGGCGACGCCUCGCUGAUGAUCAGCGACCUUUCACUCACAGACUCCGGGGAGUACAGCUGCAAGGUGAAGAACGGAGGGAAGUACUAUUGGAAUACGGUCAACCUCAUCGUCCUCGUUAAGCCGUCAAAGCCUCGCUGCUGGAUGGAGGGACGGCUGUUGGAGGGCAGUGACGUGAAGAUGAGCUGCAAAUCCUCGGACGGAUCCGACCCCAUCCAUUACAAAUGGGAGAGAGUCCUGGACAAGGGAAGAUAUGUGGGAAAACUACCACCUCUCGCUCUCCUGGACCUGAAGAACCCGGAGAUCGUGACUCUAAGAAACCUGAGCCGAGAGAGUGCGGGCGUCUACAAGUGCACAGCCAGCAACGAUGUGGGAGAGGAGAGCUGCACCGUGGAGGUCAAAAUUCACUACGUUCGAGGUAUGGGAGUGAUGGCUGGUGCUGUGGUGGGCGUGUCCUUGGGCGUGCUACUCCUCAUCCUCAUUGUAUGGCUGGUGUUCCGCAAAAAGGAAAAGAAGAAGUAUGAAGAAGACGAGACGCCCAACGAGAUCAGGGAGGAUGCUGAGGCUCCCAAGGCCAAGCUGAUGAAACCCAACUCUCUCUCCUCGUCCCGUUCAGGAAGCUCUCGAUCAGGCACGUCCUCCACCCAGUCCAUGGUUCCCAGUGGUGCCCUGCGUGGCCACAAACCUCACCCACCCCCUCCUUCGAUGGGGCCUUUGAAAGACAGCGUCCAGCCUUCGACGUUGCCCGCCAUGCCCCCAGCGUACACGCAGGUCGCCCCGAAACUACCAGAGCUGCACAGCAGCCCCAAACUAAGCCCGGGCAACCUGGCACGGAUGGGUGCCAUGCCGGUGAUGAUCCCGGCGCAAACCAAGGCCUUCCAGACUGUCUAGAGAUCAACACACACACACACACACACACACACACACACCUGUAUACCGAUUUACUCUGGGGACAGCUAUCUGACACACACGAGCGCCACGCCACACUGGCGAUGAUGUAUCCCAGUCUAAUGAAAGUCAAAUCAUAACACACACACACACACACACACACUGUGAGCCUUUGAACCCAAUCAGUCUCACUAUAUCAAGAGAAAUAAAGCAAGCAAAGACAAAUAAAAAGGGAAAUAAAGAGUGAAGCCACUUGAAGCGUUCCUAAUCGCUGUGUCAAUAAAACACCACACAUAGGAAAUAAGAAGCGAUUGCCCCCUUGAUGUCGACAAUAAAGGAAAGUGGCGUUUCCUCCAAACACACGCCAUUUGUUUAUCGCUUUGAUGGCAGUGCAGGGGAUUCUGCAUGGCCCGGUGGAACGGUUGGUUUAUUUUUAACAAAGACAUAGCCAUUGUGAAGGAAAACAACACUCCAUCCAGCGCGAGGAGAACUUUCUCUUUCUCUACUCAAACUCCAGACCAGCGACGCAGCGAAGCGGCUCUGCUCUCACACACUCAAGGUGUUUGCAAGGACUUGUUCCAAACACCUGCUCUGUUUUCCUUUCUAGUCACGCUAAUAUGAUUGACUCCAAACCAGGAAGUGAAAUUGAAUCAUCCACAUGGCUGAUUUGUAAAUCUCAAUUUUUUAAAAAUUUCAUUAAAAACGUGUACAGUGAGGUCAUAAAAAGUCAUUUUUUACACAUAAUGGCAAAAACAGCAUGUUGUUCUUGAUGAAAAGCUUCAGACGCAACACUAUCACGCUGCAAGUGUUACAUUUGCUCAAAAACUGCAGUAAAGACACACACACACACACACAUGUUAAAUAGAUUAAUAGUAAAACAGUUAUGUAUUAAUAUGCAAACUGGAAACACCCCAAAUCUGACAUGCUCCGCCCUCCUGGUGUAGGAAAUCAGCAUUGUGCAAAGUGACGUUUCAGAUUAGGGCGGAGUUAGUGGAGUUCGUGUCCAUGCACUUGCUUAUGACUUGAUUUAAUAUGAAAUCAAAACAAAUUCCAAAUACUUGGACUUUUUUUUUGUUGUUGUUGUUUUUCUGAAUUUGUAUGAAUUUUUCAUGAGAUCAUGUCGAGAAAACGUUCUCGCAGAUCCUGCGUUUGCAUACCGGAACCUAAUUGGCUUUUAUCGUAUUCGAUCAUGUAAUAACUACAUGCUUGUUUUUUAAAUACUUUUUA